Plasmodium fragile is the source of this 5085-nucleotide messenger RNA. RefSeq lists its product as uncharacterized. The record is from RefSeq and is a predicted model, not a curated record. Gene Ontology annotation, molecular function: 3'-5'-RNA exonuclease activity; RNA binding. Gene Ontology annotation, biological process: mRNA catabolic process. NCBI's taxonomy places the organism in Eukaryota, Apicomplexa, Aconoidasida, Haemosporida, Plasmodiidae. Gene Ontology annotation, cellular component: P-body; exosome (RNase complex). Bases 1 to 5085 code for a protein of 1694 amino acids. The transcript has 2 exons.
AUGUUUUUUUUUACAAAUGCUAGAAGAUGUUGUUUUUACACCAAAAUAUAUGAAAAUAUAAAAAUUGUGAAGCGGGUUAAGUUGGAAGCGAGGGCCUCUCCUCCUGAUAGAUGUGGGGGUUGGAAGUUUGGGCCAACUGAGCCAGAACCGUCGUGUGCCGCGCGGCAGGAAGAUACGAAAGAAUGCAGUACCUCCUUGAAGGACAUUAACAAGGAUAAAGGUAAACAGUUUUACAAACAUGUGUAUCAAAAAAUAAAACAGAAGAAUGCUAAGUUGAGGGACUAUGAGGAGGGGUUGUCAGAUGAUUUUAUUCAGGGAGGAGAGGCAAGGGAUGGUGCCCCCUUAGAGGAACACCCGCGGGAGGAAAGUGAAAAAGAAGUCCCUAAGAAAAACCAUCCCCGGUUUAGUGAAACCCCACGUGAAGACAAAACAGGUGUAUCGGACAAAGGGCCCCAAAGGGGAGACACAAAUUUGAAAGAAAAAAAAGUAGCGGCACGAUUAACCCUCCAAAGGGGCAUUCAAAGUGGAAAAAGCAAAAGCAUCAAGGGGAAAGAAUAUCUGAAGGUGAAAAAUAACUAUUUAAAAAGUAAGGAUGUAUAUUUGAAGGUUAAGGAUGGGCAUAUGAGUGGGUACAUUAAAGGCGGUACGGAUCGACAAGGGGAAAGUUCACCCGCAAAAAGGAGCGCACUUUUGGCACAUCCUCCUCUGCGAUCCAGGGGAUAUAAAUCUAAGGGGGGAAAAAAGGAGGAAGGACCAGAAGGGAGAAUGGACCAUCAGUACCGAGACGGAGAUUCAAUGGACGGCAUGCCAAACAUAAUAGAAGAAGGGAUAGAAAGAGAAAGUGUUUGUAAGAAUGACGAGGAAAAUGGAAAGCAUACAAAUAAACAGUUGUUUUACCUCCCCUAUAAUGAUAAAAAUAAGUUACUCCAAGAUUUACCAAAUGGGAAAGACAAUAAGGAAAACAUUCCUGUUGAUUCCAAAUUGGAAAAGGCAAAAAAUGUGAAGGGGCAAUCCAAAGCAGAUGUCGAAGUAGCGGAAAAAAAUUACAUCGAUGUGGAGUAUGAACAAUAUUGGGACAGCGAAAAGAUAAACAAAGUUUUAGAGUUACAAAAAGAUAAGGAGAAAAAUUUUAAAAAUAAAUUAUUCAAAGGAGUAUUAUGUGUAUCCCCUUAUGAUACGAGCAAGUGUGUUGUGGUUAGUGAAGAAGAUCCCUUGACUUUUUUGAAAAAGGACGUUUUUACCAUUUAUGGAUAUAUCAGCCGCAACAGGGCACUGAACGAAGAUGUUGUCUAUGCCUAUACGGCUAGAAGAAAAAUUAAGCGAUCUGGAGAUUUAGAAAAUGAAGAGGAAAUUCUCGAGGCCAGUCGAGAGAGUACCAUCUCGGUGAACGAAAAGGAGGAAGAAAAAAACGAACAUUUUUGCAGAGUUGUUAAUGUCGUUGAAAGGAGGAAUGGCCCAAUUGUGUGCACCUUGAAUUAUUUAAAUAUUAACAAAAGCAUAAAUAACACCUUUGGCAAGAAGGAUGCACCACAGUUGAGAAGUGAAAAAUUGUUGAGCAAUCCUUCCAAUGUAAAAACGCCCAACAGGGAAGGAAGUAACAUGGUGUAUGACAACAAGGAUGAAGCAUCUCCCCCCAGGAUGACGGCCAAAAAAGGACAUAGAGAAAACACCCCCUUGUUCGCCAAGGUACAACCUAUUGACCCUAGAUUACCCUGCUUCAUAUACGACGCGUCCAGUUCCAUGUUAAACAUGUUUUUGCACUAUUUGAAGAGAAAGAAAAUAAAUUUGUACGUCCUGGUGAAAUUUAAAACAUGGGAUACACAUCAGAUCAAUCCAUAUGGAAGUAUUACUACCAUUUUAGGAAAUGAAAAGAACUUUUUGGGAGUGAUUUAUUUUUUUAUCCAUUUUUACAAAAUACAUUUUCACUUUUAUGAGAGGACUGAUAUGUCUUAUUUGAGGAGCAAAAUGCAGGUGAGCGACAAAGUCCUGGCAGCUUUGGCCGACCGCCAUUGUGGUGCGUCAACAGGGCAGGAUGGGGCAAGCGAUGGAAAGGGGGAAGCAGCAUCAGGGGUAUUAGUAGACCGAGGAAAAGUAUCUCCACCUAUUCUCGAACAUCAGCUCAAAAUUGCCUACUUGAAAAACGUACAAGAAAAUAAUAAGCGUAUCGAAAAGUACAUGUUAAAAAGCUGCCUUAAAAAUAGGGAAAUUAUUACCAACCUGGAUAUUUUUACAAUAGACCCUCCGAGUGCAAAGGAUCUGGAUGAUGCUCUGUCCAUCGAAUUUGUUGGCGGCGACACGAAUGCUGCAAAUGACUUUGAGUACAGAAUAGGGGUGCACAUUUCUGACGUAUCUUUCUUCGUGACCCCUGACUCGUACUACGACAGGGUAUCCUCCAAAGUGUGCAACACGAUAUACAUGGACCUAAUGGUCAUACACAUGCUCCCCUCCAUUUUGAGCGAAGAAAUUUGUUCCCUGAACACAGAGGGAGAGAAGUUAUCCUUUUCCGUCUUUUUCCGCCUGAGCAGUCGGUCGAAUCCUUACGGCGUCUCGAAGGGGGAAAUCAGGCAAAGUGACGAAAAUGGCGAAAAGGGAGAAAAUGGAAAAAAGGAAGAAAGGAGCGAAGGCGACAGAAGCGCAAUGAAGGAAAAGGGCGUCGAAUUUAUGAAGAGUCUAAUCAAGAGCAAGCGCAAACUGAACUAUGAUACGGUUGAGGAUUUCCUGGACGAAGUGUACGCCAGCCUUCACCAGAGCAAUAACAAUAUAAAGGAAAUGGAAGAAGAUAUUUUAGUGAGGGGGAACCUCCCAUUAAGCUGUUUCCCAUUUGUUGCAAAUUUUGAAGCAACGUGCAAAAGAUAUAAUCUGAGCACCAAGUUGGGAAGCGAUAUUUUUCGAUUAUUCCUGUUGUCCAAAAUGUUGAAGGAGAAGAGUGGACGGAAGAGCGUCAAUUGCAAGCCGUCCUUGUUAUUUUUGUUUAAUGAGGCAGACACGGGAGGGUCCUGUGUGCGCGAUAGAGGGGUGCCUGUCAGGGUGGAAGAACUGGAGGAGUGUUAUUCGGAGGGAGGAGACAAUCUUAGUGGCAACGCUAGUAUCCAUUUUAACGAUGACGCGCUUAACGAGCGCAUGGAGAUCUUCUUGAAGAAGAAGAAAGUGCAAGCCUUGCUGGAAGAAAUUGACGUGGAAAAUAUUAGCAUGCAAAAAGUCGAGUACAAAGCAAAGAGUCACAUGCUAAUAGAAGAAAUGAUGAUUUUAACAAAUUUUUUAGUUGCUAAUAAAAUUAGUCAAAGUAAAAAAUUGGGAAUUCUAAGGAUACAUGAAAAUACCUCCGAGGAGAUAAAGAAUAAUCUGCUUCAAAUUAUUGACCAUAACACGUACAGCAGAAUAGACUCCAUGAUUGACAUAAAGAAAAGCACCAUUAACGAUAUUUUAAACAUUUGCGAAAAAAUUUUGGACACUAAUCAACUGAUGUGCAUACAGUACAACAUUUUGAAGCACUACAAGGAGGCCAUAUACAUUCCUUACACAGAAGGGGACAAGAAGACGCAUCACUUCGGCCUGGAACUGAGCAAAUAUAUUCAUUUCACCUCCCCCAUAAGGAGAUAUAUCGAUAUUAUUACACACAGAAUUUUAGGUACUAUUUUGGAAAACGAUGAGCAAGGGUUAAAUUACAGCUAUGAGGACUUGAAGAGAAUUUGUGACCAGUGUAAUGUUCAGAAAAAAAAAACAGACGAGGCUCAGAUUCAUUUGAAGAAUGUCCUCCUUAAUAGAUACCUUGUAUAUUUGAACGAAGCCUACAAAGGAGAGAAGAGACUGGUGGGGAAUGCACCCAACGCAGAUGCCAAUGAUGCGGACAAUCUCACAUCGAAAGGUGUAUCACAGUGUGUGCUUUACUCAGAGGAGGAAAGAACCCCCCAUGAUGACAAUGCACAGUGCACCACCAGCUUUGAAAAAAAGAAGCACCCUGUUGAUCAACCCCAGAGAAAAGAAACGAAUCACCGUACACACGAAGCAAGUGAAAUGGAGGAAUCCGGUGAACCUAUUAAGAAGUACUUCUACAGGAGAGAUGGGCUUAUAUGUUUCCCAACAGAAGCCUACAUUCAAGAAUUAGUGAUAACGAAAAGGGAAAAAGAGAACAUUUGCCUGAAUAUACUAUUUGAGAAUUAUAUUGAUGUGGAACAAAUGGACGACCCUGGUGCGGAGUGUGAAUGGAAGACAAAUACGUACACGUCCUACAUGUUGAGCUCCUUCAAGGGAAGUAACCCUAUGAGUAGCUACUCGGUGGAAAAGAGCACUUUGAUCACAGACCGCAUGAAGCUCAUAAAUGAGGGAAGUGAUGAAAUUACAAGUGCCAAUCACAAUAGAGAAGAAAACGCCAAGUGUAAAUUUAAAAAAAGCUCAAUUGAAAAUGGCAAAUUGAAAAAUGCAAUUGUCUUUUAUGUACCUUUGCUAGAAACUGAAAAGUCAAUCAGUGACAGCUUGCUGAAUCUAACUUUUGAAUUUAUUUCUUUAUCAUAUGAGGAAAGUACCUAUGUGUAUGAUUUAUCGAGAGGGGUGCUGUACAGGGUGGUAGGAAAUGCGAGUGGCAUGAAUGAGGCGAGCAGCAGUAGGGCUCUGGAGGGGGCCGCGAAAGAGGAAGAAGAGAUUGAGGAGCACGCGGUGCAAAACAGAGCAACCCUGCAUAUUCCCAACAUCCUAAAAAAAAUAAACAACCCCCAAUUUAGCGUCAAGUACGAAGUACUAAAACUGGAUGAGAAAAAGGCCUUUCAAAAAAUUUACGAUGUUCUGUACAUCCAUGAUGUUUUCUUCAAUCGAGUUGAAGAAGGCAAAUCGAGAGGAAGCCCCAGAGGAGGUCUGCACCAAGAGGGUUUUUCUACCGAUGGACAUAACAAACGAGAUGUUGGUCCGAUGGAGAACCCUGUUCGUUUAGGUGGAGAAAAAAGCGAAAGGAAUAAAGCAUCGAAUGAAGAUGCAAGAAGGGACUGCGUUGAAGAAGGACCUACCGAGGUGUAUGAAACGAUAAGCAGGUUUCAGAAGAAAGAAAUUUUGAUUGUCCCUGGAUCGCAGGUGUGGACCUUGCGCUUGGCAUGA